Molecule: messenger RNA, 303 nt
Organism: Rhizophagus irregularis DAOM 181602=DAOM 197198
Lineage: Eukaryota; Fungi; Glomeromycota; Glomeromycetes; Glomerales; Glomeraceae
Source: RefSeq, a predicted model, not a curated record
AUGAACUACGGAGUUCAAAUUCGGGCAGCUAUUCGUCCGCCUUUUCCGCCUCUUAUAACGAUUCAGGAUAUCGUUAGAUUAUUAACGAUUAAUAGACAACGUAGACCACGUAGAAAAUUUAACGCAUUUAAUAUAUAUAGAACAACAACAAUCUUUCAUAUGCAGAUUAAUAAUAAUAUAUUACCGAUUUCUCAUGAUUAUUUUCGUAGUAUAACUUCAGUAAACUGGGAUUCUGAAGCACCCGAUGUUAAGAAAAUUUAUCAAGGUUUAGCCAGAGAUACAAAUUCGUAUUAUAAUCUCUAA